ACUGAGGUGACCGUGACAGGGACGCCGGCGCGAAAUUCGCGAACGGGUGACAUCACAGAGGGGCAGCAGUGGUUUAGCGGAAGAGGCUCAGUUGCGGGGCGGAAGUGACGGUGCAGGGCCCUGCCGGCCGGUAGGAGGGCGGGUGGGUGCAUGUUGCGGCGCGGGUGCCGCCGGGAGAGAGAGCGCGGCCCAGUCCCUUUGUUGCGGUAACGCUGCCCGGGGGGGGGGCGGGGGGAGAGCGGAGCCGAGCCCAGCCUGAGCUUGAGGCGAGCCGAGCCCAGCCUGAGGCAGGGACACCCCCACAAACAGUCACAUCAGCCCAGCCCGCACCCACAAUAACAUGGACUCGGACGAGGGCUACAUGUACGACGAGGAUGAGUACAGCGAGGAGAGCGAGCCCGAGGAUAACUUCGAGAUCGGUGAGGUGGAGAUGCAGGAGCCUGGCCUGGAGCCCGGCCAGGACGGCGACGGGGUCGGCGGUGGAGGCGGCGGCCUUGGAGGCCUAGGCGGGCUGGGCGGCCUCGGCGCCGAACAGGAGGAGGAGGAUUACCGCUACGAGGUGCUGAGCGCCGAGCAGAUCGUCCAGCACAUGGUGGAGUGUAUCCGGGAGGUCAACGAGGUCAUCGAGAAUCCAGCCACAAUCACAAGGAUACUUCUCAGCCACUUCAACUGGGAUAAGGAGAAACUAAUGGAAAGAUACUUUGAUGGAAACUUGGAGAAACUUUUUGCAGAAUGUCAUGUAGUAAACCCUUAUAAAAAGUCUCGAACACGUCAGAUGAACACACGAUCAUCCUCACAAGAUAUGGUUUGUGCGAUCUGCUACCUGAAUUAUCCUAACUCGGAUACUUUAAGGUGAUGGCCUCUUUUCAGGACCAAGAAUGACAGCUUGAGGCCUUCCAUGAAUUUGUGCGAUAUACAACGUGACAUGAUCUGAGUAGAGUCAGCAUUAUCCUGCAGAAUGGCCUUGAUAUGCCCUCUUUCAGCACCAAACUUGCAUGGUGAUUGAAUUGGGCCCAAUUUAUCAAGUUGUCAAUAAGGCCAACUGGACAUCAUCAACAGCAUCUAUACCUAAUUAUUUAUAAAGUGUUUUGAAAUAUUUGGGGCUGUGAGAAGUAUGAUAUAAAUGCCAGUUUUUUCUUUUGUACUGAGUUGUCUUCAACUGUUUAAUUGUAAUCAAGUUCUCUUUUUUUCAAAAUCAAAGUCUCUAAGUUU
Rhincodon typus (whale shark) is the source of this 1212-nucleotide messenger RNA. RefSeq names its product E3 ubiquitin-protein ligase ARIH1-like. The coding region runs from base 341 to 856 and encodes 171 amino acids. The transcript is spliced from 4 exons. NCBI's taxonomy places the organism in Eukaryota, Metazoa, Chordata, Chondrichthyes, Orectolobiformes, Rhincodontidae. The record is from RefSeq and is a predicted model, not a curated record.